This is a messenger RNA of Malurus melanocephalus (red-backed fairy wren), 602 nucleotides long. It is a transcript of the gene ATOH7, whose product is annotated as atonal bHLH transcription factor 7. Gene Ontology annotation, molecular function: protein dimerization activity. The transcript has a single exon. Gene Ontology annotation, biological process: neural retina development; regulation of DNA-templated transcription. Bases 1 to 456 code for a protein of 151 amino acids. Lineage: Eukaryota; Metazoa; Chordata; Aves; Passeriformes; Maluridae. The record is from RefSeq and is a predicted model, not a curated record.
AUGAAAACCUGUAAUUCUAGUCACUUGGAGUCAGGUGUGGAAUCAGAGCUGCAGUGCAGAAGUGGAGCAGGCUGUGUUGCGAAGUGCAGUUCGGAAAGGAUGGAGAACGCUGCCAAGAGAAGACUGGCUGCCAAUGCCCGCGAGAGGAGACGCAUGCAGGGACUGAACACAGCCUUUGACCGCUUGAGAAAGGUGGUGCCUCAGUGGGGUCAAGAUAAGAAGCUGUCCAAGUAUGAGACGCUCCAGAUGGCUCUGAGCUACAUCAUGGCUCUCACCAGAAUCCUGGCUGAAGCUGAAAGGUACAGUAGUGAGCGAGAGUGGAUUAGCCUGCACUGUGAGCACUUCCAUGCCGACAGCUACCACCACUACACGGCACAGAAACCGGCAGCGGACAGCGAGCCUUACACACAGCGGAUAUUCACCUACCACCCCGAGCACUUYCAAAUUGCUAAUUAGAACUCGUUGCCAAAUAAGAAUAUGCAGCAGGCCAGAUGUGUAAUUUAAUAAUUAGCAUGAGUUAAUCUGCUUGACUAAGGUAAUAUUGGCAUUAUAAUAGCUUAUUCUGGUUUGCAUCUUAMACAAAAUUGAUAAAAUAAAUUUGC